Messenger RNA from Lathyrus oleraceus (garden pea), 5106 nucleotides. Its product is annotated as VQ motif-containing protein 31. The transcript is spliced from 4 exons. The record is from RefSeq and is a predicted model, not a curated record. Bases 4422 to 4991 code for a protein of 189 amino acids. NCBI's taxonomy places the organism in Eukaryota, Viridiplantae, Streptophyta, Magnoliopsida, Fabales, Fabaceae.
AAAACGUUGAACCCACCACGCAUGAGGUUUUGGCGCUGAAUAGAAAUUGACAGAUAUUUUGAAGUCCGAAAAGCACACUUCGCUUGGAGUGAGUUUUCUCUCUGAUCGUGCUUCGCAAUCGCAAUCGCAUUCAGGAUUGUUGAUACAAGAUGCAAGAAGAUUGGAAGCCAAAGAUUGGUAUGGUUUUCGAUCGCAUUGAAGAUGCUUGGAAGUUCUGGGUUGAUUAUGGCGAAAGACUAGGAUUUGGAGUGAGGAAACAAUAGUCACACAAGAAAAAAGAUGGCUCAAUUAGUUCUUCUAGGUUUGUUUGUUGCAAGGAAGGUUUGCGAAAGCCAGAUAAGCGAUAUUAUAAAACAAUCAACCCAAUACCUGAGACGAGAACAAUUGUCCGGCUAGGAUAGGGUUUAAAGAUAUGGGUGGAAAACUUACCGUCUUUGAUUUUGUGGAGGAACAUAACCACGCGGUACAUCUACAAGAAAUUACUCAUAUGUUGUCGUCUGAACAAAAAGUUUUGGAAGUUCAAUGCCAUUAAAUUGAUCUGGCGGAUGAAAAUGGUGUACAACAAAGGGUGUUACUUGAUUUGAUGAGUAAAAAGGUGGGAGGUAGUAGUGACUGUGGAUAUACUCUUCCGGAUCAAAAGAAUGAUAUCCGAAAAAGAAGGAAGAGGAGUUUGGUAAAUAGGGAAGUUAAUUUUCUCUUGCAAUACUUUCAAAGAAAAUUGGUUGAUAAUCCAACUUCCUAGCAUGCCUAUCAAAUAGAUGCUGAAAAUAGAAUUACCAAUGUAUUUUGGGUAGAUGCAGAAAUGGUUGUUGAUUAUGGCUAUUUUGGUGAUGUGGUUUUUCUUGAUUCAACAUAUUGCACAGAUAAUUCAUUGAGACCACUAGUAGUGUUUUCAGGAUUUAACCAUCAUCAAAGAUUGUGAUCUUUGGGGCUGCAUUAUUAUAUGAUGAAACAAGAGAGUCAUACAAGUGGCUCUUUGAAACAUUUCUAGAGGCACACAAGCAGCAAAUGCCUCAAACGGUUUUUACCGAUCAAAACCAAACAAUGGAAAAAGCGCUAGUUGUUGUUAUGCCUGGGACUUACCAUGGCUUAUGUACGCGGUGCUUGAUUCAGGAUGGUAUCAAGAACUUAGGCAAUUUAAUGAAAGAGGAGUCUGAUUUUCUCAUUGACUUUAAGAAGUGCAUGUAUGACUAUGAAGAUGAAGAACAAUUUGAAGAUGGUGGGAAAACCCUCAUUGUAAGGUAUAAUGUUAAGGAAAAUACUUGGUUGCAAAGAAUGUAUGCUACGAAGAAGAAAUGGACAGCUUGUUAUAUGAAGAAAACUUUUACAUUAGGAUAUAAUCAAGUUUAAUGAAUUCAGACUUGGAUAUAAUCAAGUUUUUUGAGCAUUUUGAGAACAUUGUAGAAGAAAAGAGAUUUAACGAAUUGAAGUUUGAAUAUGAAGCACGCCAAGAAAACUCAAGACUCAAGUACCCUUAUUCUGGCAUCUUGCAGCAUGUGUCUAAGCUUUAUACUCCCACUAUUUUUGAUCUAUUCCAACACUAGUAUGAGUUAUUUGAAGCAUGUUCUGUGAAAAGCAUGAACAUGCGAGCAUCCACAAUUGAUUUUGUUAUUUCCAUGGUAAGGGAUUUAGGAGAGUGGUGUGUGUCCUUUGAUUUGGAUAAGACUUCAAUAAGUUGCUCGUGUCGUAAGUUUGAGAACUUUGGUAUACUUUGUUGUCAUUGUGUAAAAGUUUUUAUUCAUAUGGAUGUCAAAUCAGUGCCCAAACGUUAUAUCUUCAAAAGGUGGACAAAGUCAGCAAGAAGUGGGGCUUUACCUAAUGUUGGUGUUAGUCACGGGGUAGAAGAUGUUGGUCUAUCCCCAACGCAACGCUACAAGGCAAUUUGCCCCCAUCUAAUUAGGAUAGCCAUUGAAGCAUGUAGAAGUAAAGAAACAUUCUUGUUCCUUAUAUAUUGAUGAAUUGGAUAGGAAAAUGUUAGUUUCAAAAUAAUCAAGCAAGUAUUUCUCAAGGGAGUCCCUUAGCUAAGGUAAGAGAUAGCAUAUAGCAUUGGUUUCAUCUUGUGUAAGAAAACCAUGUAACUUUUAAGUGAGUGUCACUAGUUUUACUAGCUUGUUGAUGGUAAGUUUAUGCUAUUAUAUUAGCAUUACUUCCAUCUAAUGUGAUUUCUUUUCACAUCUGUGUAAAAUACUAUUAGCUUGUGUCUUUCAAAUUAUAAGAACAUUUUGAUUUUGAUUAGGACAUCACAACAUUGACCAGAACAUUUUGAUUUUGAUAGGGAAAUCACAACGUUAACCAAUCCCAUAAGGUGAAUAUAUUUUCCGGUUGUAUGGCUUUUGGAUAUAGUGCUCAUUGUUUUUUGGGUAUAAGUUUUUUGGAGGUAUAUUUUGGGUGCAAAUUUCUGGUUUUCUUCAACAUUAGUUAUGAAAAGCAAUUGGAUUCGAUUGUAUGUUGGGCCGAGUUAUUUUCUUGGUGUUUAUUUCCUUUGACUAUUUAAAUUAUACUUAUUUGAAUCCCAUCAUCUCUUUCUCUCUUUGGAUAAUAAAUUUCUGAUAGUAGGAUUCUCAGCUUCAAAUUCCUGCCUACUGCAAUUGUAUAGGCAAUAGAGUUUAAUAGCAAUAAAAUAAAGUGAAGUAAAGAAAGGACUGCAAUGUGAAACAAGUAUCUUUAGUUUGAAAAGUUAAUCCAUAAAUCCAGUCUGUUGGCGUGGGUGGUCCUGUUUUUUCUCCAGUCUGUUGCUGUGGGUGGUUGCUGGCCGGCUGAUUACUCCCUCACUCUCUCUUUAACACAUGUCACACUGUUUUCGUCUUGAACAGUUGCAGGUCCUGUGCGUGUUUAUUAUUAUAAUUAUUAUUUUUAUCUAAUAUAUCUCAGCUGUUUGAUUUGUGUUAGAGAGUGCUGCAGAGUAUCCGAAUGCAGUCCAACCUAUCUCACUGUUUCUUAAUCCUAGUAAGUUCUGUGAAAAAUAUCUGACUCUAUUUCUUAUGGUCACUUCACUUGAUCCACUGUUUAUGAUUUGCCUUUUAAGAAGUUUGGUAGAUAGAUAACCACAAAAGAAUUCCAGGGAAGAUGGUAUGAUAAUUUCUGAAUGAGAAAAAAUUAGUUUGCGCGUUACAAUCAAAUAUUUAGCAUUAGCUUCUGUGAAAGUAACAAAUAUACUGAUUAUAACCGAUCAUGAUCCGACUUAGUAAACUAAUUUUCACUAAUGCUGUAAUAUAUGGUAAUAAUAUACUCACCUCCGUUAACUAAUCAUACCCUGCUACUGAAUUGAGAUUGGAAUAUGGUUUCCAUUCUGAAAAGGAAUCUACUACUUGUGUAUUUAGUCUUCUCAAGAAUAAUAAAUGGGACUUAUUUCUGUACUGUUUAGGUGCACUCACUCUUGGCGAGAUAGCUCAGAAAGCUAUAGUUUAUUUAAAAAGGGAAUGUUUUCUAUAGUUUAGUAAAUGAUGAUUAUUACUAGUACUACUGUUUUGUUAUGAAGUCCGUUGCAUACUUCCCAUUACCCAUUUUUGCAUAUCAGUUUGUGUUGAUUAAUGAAUUGAUCCAAAAAAAAAAAUCCACAGAUGUCCAGAUAAUUUCAUGCUAUUCAUAGUUGAUUCUCUCUUUUCUUUGCUAUUUAAAAACUUGUUAAUUUUUUUUGUUCUGAUUCAAUUUUUUAUCACUAUUUUGUAGUUACGAUAUUUUUUCCUCGUUAGUUUUUCUAACAAUAUUUAUGCUCGGUAUGACUUUUAUUUGCUUGUUUAUCAUCUCUAUAGUUUGGUUUGAUGGCUUUUCAGGUUAGGCUAGUUACCUUGUGUACGCAACUGUUUUUUAUGACCACAUAUUUAGUUUCAUUAUUUGUCAAACUCCUCAUAAAUGAAACAAAAAAUGUUCAUACAACAGGACAAGAUAUUUUUGUAAUUAGACUCUGUUCAUGAUGACCACAACCUUAAUAAUGGUCAAAAUUUCCUAGUUCUUAUCAUAGUUUGAAAAUUUAAUGUUUGAGUUAUUAAAUUACAGCUUUAAAGUUGAAACUGUAUAUAUUAUAUUACCUUUUUGAAAGUGAAUUACCGCUGGUGAUAACUGGUUCAAGAUAGACAGUGGUUAUUUUUAUCUUAAAAAAGGAAAAAUUAUCCUUAAUUUGAUAUUGUCUUAAUAUAGAAUAAAUUAUUCUCUUUGAAUGAGUUAAGCAAAUCUUUAUUUGGCAGUAACUGGAGGGAAAGUGCUGUGUGGUCCAUUUUCCCUUUACAACAGGUAGUUGAUGUGGCAAAGCUAAUGGUUGGACUGCUUUUUUGAGGUCAGAGAUUCUUUGUCCUAACUGGCUCACAACCUUGUACCAGAAAACAAUCUUUAACUACACUCACUUCCAUUUUAAUAAUACAAGAAAAAAUCAGCAUCAAAUCGUAUUAGGCGAAGUGUGACAAGUGAAUACAAAUCUACUUGUGAUGACAAUGGAGAAGCCACCAAUGCCCGGUACUACAUCAGGUGAUUGUAAACCGCUAACAACAUUUGUUCACACAAACACAGAUGCAUUUCGAGAAGUAGUGCAAAGACUAACAGGUCCCUCAGAAGCCAAUGCAGCAAAAGAUGUAGGUCAAUCAACAAAAGUCACAACUACUACUAGAAGAACACCACCAAAGCUUCACGAAAGAAGGAAAUGCAUGAAACCGAAACUCGAGAUUGUUAAACCAAGUAUUCAAAACUAUAAGCAAUCUGCUGCAUCACCAUCUUCUAAGUCAAGAACUUCUAGCUUUCCUUCAAGUCCUGUAUCGGGAAGUGGAAGUUCUAGUCUUCUGCCAAGUCCUACCACACCUUCGACAUUGUUCUCUCGGUUAACUAUUUUGGAAAGUGAAAAGAAACAAGAUGAAAUGAACAUUGAGGAAGAAGAGAAAGCUAUCAAAGAGAGAAGAUUUUAUUUGCAUCCGUCGCCGAGGUCUAAAGCAAGUGGUUAUAAUGAACCAGAGUUACUCAUUUUGUUUCCUUUGGCAUCUCCUAAUGCAAGUGAGAAAGUAUAAUUUUGAGGACGCUACUAUGCUAUCUUCAAUGAGCUUCACAUUACAUAUAUCAAGUUUAUGGUGACAAAUAUUUUAAACGGGAAUAAAAGAAAUCUAAUGAAAGUAGCUUUUGAUA